AUCAGAUUCAUCACUAAUUAUUUACUUGGAAGGCAAACCUCUCACCCACCGCCCCUCCACCCCCAAUCUUGAAUCCCCGCGAUGCACCAAAUAAUCCCGUCCGUCUUCCUCCUACUUCCCACCCACCACCACUCCGUCCACACAAAUUUUAGAAGAUGAAACCCCGCCCAAUAUCGCCUCCUCCAGCACCUUCGUCCUCCGCGCUCCGCGGCUACUUGGCCCGCGCCACCUCCUUCGUCCUCCUCAUCUCCCUCAGCUACGCCCUCGGCUUCCUCUCCGCCUCCUCCUCCUCCUCCUACUCCUCCAGCUCUCCUUCCCCUCCUACCCGACUCAAUCUCCAAUCGGGAGAUGCCCAGUCGAUCAAUUUAACUGCUCGCCCGAUCCCGACCCUGACCCCGACGCUGAAGGCGAAAGCGGCCGCAGAGACGUCGUCCUCCUCGCUGCCGCCGCACGACCUGCUCCGCUUCCGCACGCGGUGCGCGGCGCCCAUCCCGCAGUCGGAGACUCUGCGGACGAUUAUCGACCGGGUGUUCGACGGGGACGACCCCUUCGCCGGCUUCCCCGCGCCCGACACGGCGGCGCUUCUCCUGGCCCCGGCGGCGCGGCCGCGCGGGUGGGGCUCGCGCGGGGCGGUGUUCCGCGACCUGAUGGCGUCGGUGCGCCCCCGCACCGUGAUCGAGCUGGGCGCCUUCCUCGGCGCCUCCGCGCUCCACAUGGCGGCGCUCGCCCGCAACCUCUCCUUCGCCCCGCCGCCCCUCAUCCUCUGCGUCGACGACUUCCGCGGCUGGCCCGGCUUCCGCCGGCGCUUCCGCCGCGACGUCCCCCGCGCCCGCCACGCCGACGCCCUGCUCCUCCAGCAGUUCAUGGCCAACGUGGCAGCGGGCGCUGCGGGAGCGGGGUCCGGCGGUGCGAGCGUGGUGCCGGUGCCGUUCUCGACCGGCUCGGCGCUGGAGGCGCUGUGCGAGUGGGGGGUGUACGGGGACCUGAUCGAGGUCGACGCCGGGCACGACUUCCACUCGGCCUGGGCCGACAUCAACAGGGCCUAUGCCGUGCUCCGCCCCGGCGGCGUGCUCUUUGGACAUGACUACUUCACCGCCGCCGACGACCGCGGGGUGCGCCGCGCUGUGACGCUCUUCGCCCAGGUGAAGGGACUCAAGGUCCGUCCGCACGGCGAGCAUUGGGUGCUCUCCCCCAAGCCCAACUCCGAUGACUACUAGCAUCCUUCCUUCGUUUCUACAUCAGAUUUAUUGAAUCAAAUUACAAAAUUCGGCCGGCCGGCGUUCUGAAUGAAUCAAACCAAAAAAUUCUUUCGGUACAAAUCCAGUAUAUAUACGAGCUUUUUAAGCCUUUGUGGUAUGUACAGUACAGAGAAAGAAAUAUAAUACGACCGACAGAGAUAUGGUCGUCGUAGGGAGGGAAAGAAAGAAAAAACAUAAAAAUAGGAAUAAGGUGGGGGUGAUGAUAACCAUAACCAAACAUGAUUGGGAUCAUCAUCUGCACAUCAAUUGGUUAUGUAGUAGUAUGUAUGUGGGGACUGUAAAGCGCGAUUGCACUUCUUACCUAAUAAUAGAAAGCGUAUCAUGUUACUAAUGAAGGAAAUUAAGUAUGGUUAUGGCCUCACAUGGCAUGUUGAGUUUGAGAUUUA
Ananas comosus (pineapple) is the source of this 1645-nucleotide messenger RNA. RefSeq lists its product as uncharacterized. Bases 156 to 1217 code for a protein of 353 amino acids. The record is from RefSeq and is a predicted model, not a curated record. The transcript has a single exon. NCBI's taxonomy places the organism in Eukaryota, Viridiplantae, Streptophyta, Magnoliopsida, Poales, Bromeliaceae.